AUGGCUUGUUCAUGGUCGGGAAUGCUUGACUUUCUUGAUACGUUAUGGCUCUAUUUGAUAAGCGGUUUGAUAAACUUUGAAGCACUUUUGCUUAUCCUUUGUGUUCAUCCUGCAUCUAUUGCCGAUCUGUCCGAAGGUUUACUUCAGUCAGUGCAGUGUCCAUGCGGACCUCUGGUCUUGCAGCUCUUUAAAUCCGGAAGUCAUGGAGAACAUAGUCAGGCACAAGAUCAGGGUAAUUCCGAUAAGAACUCUAUCAAUUCCAGGGUUGGUUGUGCAACUGCAAGAAAACUUUUUACCGAGGAUUGUUUUACUGAAAGAGAAGACUUGCUCGAGGUUCCCAAUUGCGAUGAUCCAUCAGCAGGUUUAAGUUACAUCGACUCUCAGGAACCUGGGGAGUUAUCACAAGCUAAUGCACUUAAUUUCAUGGAAAGAUUUGUAAAUGAUAAUUUGAUGGAACUUGAUGAUGAAAUUGAUUUGAGAAAUAAUACGGAGCGGAACUCGAAACUUAUCUCAUGGCCACAAAGUUUGGUCAAGAAAACUAUUGAAAGAAGCUAUGCUGGUGAUGCGGGGAAUUUUGAAUGGGAUAAUUUUCUGGAGGAUGAUGGAGGGGGUGAUAUUUAUCGUAGAAUGAAGGAAGAAUUCUAUGGUAAUAGAAGCCAUUCAUGGAGACCUUCUACCCACCCCCAGAAACGUAAAGGAAGGAAACUAGAUAAAUCUCUUAAUGGAGACCAACCGAAGUCCGCUGAUAAAAUGACAGUUCAUUCUGAUUCAAAAGUACUUUUGUGCAAGUCGAAAGAUAAUGACAAGAAAGUACGAGAAGGUCAAAUGAAUUUUAGAAAAAAUAAUUCCAAUGAUUUUGAUGAACAAUUUAAUUCGGAUUCCUUGAGAGGGCAAUUGGUAGCCACUGGGACAAAGAUAGGUGCUGCUAAAGAACUAAAUGAUGUAGGUUUUGACACUCAGAUGGCUGCUGAAGCUAUGGAAGCCUUAUUCUAUGGGGAGACGGCUACUGACCCGAACUCUAAUCAAGGUGUCCAAAGCAUAUCCAAGGGCUCCUCUAAAGGUUCAUUUAGGGUAAAAACUGGGAAGAAAAUUUCUUCUUCGUUAAGAAAGGAUGUUUCAUGUUCUGAUGUAGCUCGAUUUAGGAGACGAUCCAAGAGAACUAAGCGAAGUGAAGAGUCUUCAGUUUUGAUGGAGAAACACUCCAAGAGUGUAGGGAAGGACUGUAACAUGGAGUUGCUUCUGCCAAAAUUGAAGAAAGCUAAACUUCGUGGUGGUGGAUCAAUAAGGAAGCAACAUCCUGAAGAGGUUCAUACUACACCCAUUGCUCAUAGAACUGGGCAGUCAGUCAAAAACGUGGAAAUGGCUGAGACUAUGUGUCAAAAGCUAAAGGUCGAUUUUCUAUAUUGCAUUCGAAUCAAAAAAGAGAAAGAGCUUGGCUUUUGCAUGCCGGUUUCUUUAGCACGUGCACGCAAACCGUUACUACAGGUAAAAUUUUCUAGAUUUACCUAUUGCUUUGGCUGCUUGUUCCAUCUCGAUUUUCACAAUAUAGUGGAAGUUAUGCAGGGUCGGAGAGUUUUAAUCACCCCAAAUACGAAGCCUGGUAAAGAAACAAUAUUACGUUUGGUGACCACAGUUCACGGUCAGGCAGUUGAGAGAAUUGGCAGAUCUGCUAUGAAGGAUGACAAAUUCCCAGAUGAUUUGUUGGUUCUAUCUUGCGAAGAAGAUUAUGAAAUUUCUGUUCGUUUCCUCGAAAUAGGGGCAGAGAUUUUUAGUUCAGAGCUGCUACUAAAUGGAAUAGUUACCCAGAAGCUGGAUUAUGAGAGGCAUCGGCUCUUCGAAGAUCACGUCGGACGAACCCGAUCUACCGUAUGGCUGAAGAAAGACAAUAAGUUCCUCCCUGUGACAAAAGUGUAAAUGAAGGUUCCUGCUUUCUUCUUUUUCAGCUUCCUCCGAA
Messenger RNA from Hibiscus syriacus, 1954 nucleotides. RefSeq lists its product as uncharacterized. NCBI's taxonomy places the organism in Eukaryota, Viridiplantae, Streptophyta, Magnoliopsida, Malvales, Malvaceae. The coding region runs from base 1 to 1914 and encodes 637 amino acids. The record is from RefSeq and is a predicted model, not a curated record. The transcript has 8 exons.